AUGGUAUAUUCUCAGAGAAAAAGUCCAGGAUCUCAGCGUCUGCUGCUAUCAAUUCUGCUCCUCGUAGCCUGGGAGUCGGGGAGUGGCCAGGUCCACUACUCGGUUUCCGAGGAGGCCAAACACGGCGCCUUCGUGGGCCGCAUCGCCCAGGACCUGGGACUGGAGCUGGCAGAGCUGGUGCCUCGCCUCUUUCGGACUGCAUCCAAAGGCCGCAGAGACCUUCUGGAGGUAAAUCUGCAGAAUGGCAUUUUGUUUGUGAAUUCUCGGAUCGACCGGGAGGAGCUGUGCGGGCGGAGAGCGGAAUGCAGCAUCCACCUGGAGGUGAUCGUGGACCGGCCGCUGCAGGUGUUCCAUGUGGAGGUGGAGGUGAAGGACAUUAACGACAAUCCGCCAAGGUUCUUCCGACAAGAACAAACACUAUUUAUACUAGAGUCAAGAAGAGCGGAUUCCCGGUUUCCGCUAGAGGGCGCGUCUGAUAUGGAUAUCGGAAGAAACGCAGAAUUGAGAUACAAGUUACAAGCAAAUGAGUAUUUUGACUUGGAUGUUAAAAAAAACGAAGAGGAAACAAACUUUUUAGAGCUAGUUUUGAAGAAACCAGUAGAUAGGGAAGAAACGCAAGAACAUCGUUUAUUGCUGAUUGCAAUUGAUGGAGGAAAACCUGAACUAACAGGUACAGUUCAGUUAUUGAUCAAUGUUUUGGAUGCGAAUGAUAAUGCUCCAGAAUUUGAUAAAUCAAUUUAUAAUGUCAGAUUACUGGAAAAUGCACCGAAUGGGACACUAGUUAUUAAACUGAACGCCUCAGAUGCAGAUGAGGGUAUUAAUAAGGAAAUAAUGUAUCUCUUUAACAACCUUGUUCUUGACAAUGUAAAAUCUAAAUUUGCGAUCAAUUCUAAUAGUGGGGAAAUAACAGUUACAGGAAAACUGGACUACGAAGACUGUAAUUUAUAUGAAAUUAACAUUGAUGCUGUUGAUAAAAGCUCAUUCCCAUUAACUGGACACUGCAAAGUAAUAGUGAAACUGCUGGAUGAAAAUGAUAAUAUCCCAGAGAUGGUCAUAACCUCCCUAUCUCUGCCUGUGCAAGAGGACGCUCCACUGGGCACCGUCAUUGCCCUGAUCAGUCUAUCAGACCUCGACUCUGGUGCCAAUGGACAGGUCACCUGCUCUGUGACGCCUGACGUUCCUUUCAAGCUGGUGUCCACUUUCAAAAAUUACUAUUCAUUGGUGCUGGACAGCAACUUGGAUCGUGAGCUCUUGGCGAACUAUGAUGUGGUACUGACUGCUAGAGAUGGGGGCUUGCCUGCCUUGUCCACCACGACCAGCGUGUCCGUGGAGGUAGCCGACGUGAACGACAAUGUGCCUGCGUUCACUCAGCCAGAGUACACCGUAUUCGUGAAGGAGAACAACCCGCCCGGCUGCCACAUCUUCACCGUGUCGGCACGAGACGCGGACGCACAGGAGAACGCGCUGGUGUCCUACUCAUUGGUGGAGCGACGGGUGGGCGAGCGGGCACUGUCGAGCUACGUGUCGGUGCACGCGGAGAGCGGCAAGGUGUACGCGCUGCAGCCGCUAGACCACGAGGAGCUGGAGCUGCUGCAGUUCCAGGUGAGCGCGCGCGACGCGGGCGUGCCGCCCCUGGGCAGCAACGUGACUCUGCAGGUAUUCGUGCUGGACGAGAACGACAACGCGCCUGCCCUGCUGCCGCCCGGGUCUGGCGGAGGACCCAGUGCGCUGAGCCAGGUGGUGGUGCGGUCGGUGGGCGCGGGUCACGUGGUGGCGAAGGUGCGCGCGGUGGACGCGGAUUCGGGCUACAACGCGUGGCUGUCGUACGAGCUGCAGCCGGCGGCGGGUGGCGCGAGCAGCCCGUUUCGCGUGGGGCUGUACACCGGCGAGAUCAGCACGACGCGCGCCCUGGACGAGGCGGACGCGCCGCGCCAGCGCCUGCUGGUGCUGGUGAAGGACCACGGCGAGCCGGCGCUGACGGCCACGGCCACUGUGCUGCUAUCGCUGGAGGACAGCGGCCAGGCGCCCAAGGCCUCUUCGCGGGCGUUGUCUGGUGCAACUGGUGCAGAGGCGGCGUUAGUGGAUGUGAACGUGUACCUGAUCAUCGCCAUCUGCGCGGUGUCCAGCCUGUUGGUGCUCACGCUGAUGCUGUACACGGCGCUGAGGUGCUCGGCGCCGCCCAGCGAGGGCGCGUGUGGACCCGGGAAGCCCAGGCUGGUGUGCUCCAGCGCGGUGGAGAGCUGGUCUUACUCUCAGGAGAGGCGACAGAGGGUGUGCUCUGGGGAGGGGCCGCCCAAGACCGACCUCAUGGCCUUCAGUCCUAGCCUGCCUCAGGGUCCCAUCUCUACGGACACAGUGAGUCUCAAAAACCUUAUAGAAAUUUCUCGUUAUAUAUAA
This is a messenger RNA of Budorcas taxicolor (takin), 2397 nucleotides long. RefSeq names its product protocadherin alpha-5-like. Gene Ontology annotation, cellular component: plasma membrane. Gene Ontology annotation, molecular function: calcium ion binding. NCBI's taxonomy places the organism in Eukaryota, Metazoa, Chordata, Mammalia, Artiodactyla, Bovidae. The transcript has 2 exons. The record is from RefSeq and is a predicted model, not a curated record. Gene Ontology annotation, biological process: homophilic cell-cell adhesion. Bases 1 to 2397 code for a protein of 798 amino acids.